Molecule: messenger RNA, 481 nt
Organism: Columba livia (rock pigeon)
Lineage: Eukaryota; Metazoa; Chordata; Aves; Columbiformes; Columbidae
Gene: FAM229A
Product: family with sequence similarity 229 member A
Exons: 3
Coding region: 1-375 (124 amino acids)
Source: RefSeq, a predicted model, not a curated record
AUGCGGGUCGUGGGGGCGCACAGUGCGGGUGUUACGGGGCUGGCGGGGGUCCCCCAUGUCCCCUCGGUGUUUUUGUCAUUGCUGGGGGGCCCGUCGGGGUCACCCGGUUCACUCACCUGCUCCUCUCUGGUCAGACGUGUCCAGGGUCUGGACAUGAGCUCCCAGCGGGCGCCGCAGGCUCGGAGGUUCCCCAUCGAGGCGGGAGAUUGUCCCAGCUCAGCCGUGCCCCCCGAAACGCAGGAGCCGGUGGGCGCCGAGCAGGCUGUGGGGAGGCAGCUGCGGCGAUGUCCCGGCAGCCACUGCCUGACGCUGCCCAACGUCCCCAUUGACGUGUUCAUCGCCAUGGGAGGGACUGGCCGGCCCCGCACCACCUAAUGGCCCCCGCGCUGUGCUGGCCGCAGCCAGGCCCAGCACCGCGGAGCUGCCGAGGACACAGAUUGGUGACGGACUUUGUAAUAAAAGGACGUCUUGGAGCGUUUCU